Molecule: messenger RNA, 3180 nt
Organism: Rhincodon typus (whale shark)
Lineage: Eukaryota; Metazoa; Chordata; Chondrichthyes; Orectolobiformes; Rhincodontidae
Product: slit homolog 1 protein-like
Exons: 31
Coding region: 1-3180 (1059 amino acids)
Biological process (GO): negative chemotaxis; axon guidance
Molecular function (GO): heparin binding; Roundabout binding; calcium ion binding
Source: RefSeq, a predicted model, not a curated record
AUGGACAGAGGAUGGAAGCUGCCUGGGAUUGUCAGCACUGGGAUUCUCCUGCUGGCUGCCUGUCGGAUCUAUACAAGCGCCUGCCCAGCUCUGUGUAUCUGUGCAGGGACCGCUGUGGACUGUCACGGUCUAGGGCUGAGAUCAGUGCCCAAGAAUAUCCCGAGGAGUACCGAGAGACUGGAACUCAAUGGAAACAAUAUCUCACGGAUCAGUAAGAGUGACUUCGCAGGACUCAGGCACAUUAGGGUCCUACAACUCAUGGAGAAUCACAUCAGCACCAUUGACCAAGGGGCAUUUGACGACAUGAAGGAGCUGGAGAGAUUGCGGUUGAAUCGGAAUCAGUUACAGAUCUUGCCAGAACUACUCUUUCAGAAGAACCCUACGCUCUACAGACUUUCCUUGAAAGUGGAGUCGCAGGUAGAUAGGAUAGUGAAGAAGGCAUUUGGGGGCAGCUCACGGCUGAGGAUGCUGCAACUUGAUAAAAACCAAAUUACUUGCAUUGAGGAAGGGGCGUUCCGUGCCCUCAGGAGCCUGGAAGUUCUGACCCUGAAUAACAAUAAUAUCAGUAGUAUCCCUGUCUCCAGCUUUAACCACAUGCCAAAGCUUCGCACCUUACAGACAGCUGCUGAGCCGACUCCAUCAACACACAGAGCUGUGGAACGGGCAGGAGGUCAUUCAGAUAGCUCUCGGACCCAAUCCUGCGGCUUGGCUUCUGGGUCAUGUCCUGCUGUGUGCACUUGCAGCAACAGCAUCGUUGACUGUCGAGGCAAAGGCCUGACUGCCAUUCCUGCCAAUCUCCCCGAGACCAUCACUGAAAUACGUUUGGAACAGAAUGGAAUUAAAUCAGUUCCACCAGGAACGUUUACUCCGUACAAGAAGCUCCGACGUAUAGAUCUCAGCAACAACCAGAUUGCUGAGAUUGCACCUGAUGCUUUCCAGGGACUGCGUUCACUUAAUUCUCUGGUCUUGUAUGGAAACAAAAUCAACGAGCUUCCAAAAGGAGUGUUUGAUGGACUCUACGCUCUACAGCUCCUACUCCUGAACGCCAAUAAAAUCAACUGCAUUCGAGCUGAUGCCUUUCAAGAUCUCCAGAACCUCAGCCUCCUCUCUCUAUACGACAACAAGAUCCAGACACUGGCCAAAGGGACUUUCACCUCACUGCGGGCCAUCCAGACUCUGCACCUAGCCCAAAACCCCUUCAUCUGUGACUGUCACCUCAAGUGGCUCGCUGACUACCUUCGCUCCAAUCCGAUCGAGACCAGUGGGGCUCGCUGUGCUAGUCCGCGGCGCUUGGCAAACAAGAGGAUCGGGCAGAUCAAAAGCAAGAAGUUCCGCUGCUCAGCAAAAGAACAGUAUUUCAUCCCAGGUAAGAGGCUCGGACUGAAUGCAUUGGUACCAUGUACUGAAGAUCACCGUUUGGGGAGUGAAUGCAAUGGAGACACAGUCUGCCCACCACAGUGCCGCUGUGAGUCCAACGUAGUCGACUGUUCCAACCAGAAACUGACCAAGGUCCCAGAGUUCAUCCCUCAGUCGACCCUGGAACUACGUUUGACUAACAACGAGAUUUCACAUUUGGAAGCCACUGGUCUGUUCCGGAAGCUUCCACAGUUGAGAAAAAUAAACCUGAGUAAUAACAAGAUUGUGGAAAUUGAGGAUGGAACAUUUGAAGGUGCCUCUUCAGUCAGUGAGUUACAUCUUACAGCCAAUCAGCUCGAUUCUAUAAGAAGCGGGAUGUUUCGGGGGCUUGAUGGAUUACGAACUUUGAUGCUGAGAAAUAAUCGCAUCAGCUGUAUCCACAACGACAGCUUCACGGGACUGAGUGCCGUGCGCCUGCUCUCACUCUAUGACAACCACAUUGCUACGAUCACACCAGCUGCUUUCGACACCCUGCACUCACUCUCUACUCUCAACCUCCUCGCAAACUCCUUUAACUGUAACUGCCAGCUUGCAUGGCUCGGAGAGUGGCUGAGGAAGAGGAAGAUUGUCAGUGGGAACCCACGAUGCCAGAAGCCUGACUUCCUGAGAGAGAUCCCCCUGCAGGACGUGGCCCAUCAGGACUUCCGUUGUGAAGAAGGUUAUGAAGAGAGUAGCUGUGUCCCUCGUCCUCAGUGCCCUGCAGAGUGCACCUGCCUGGAGACUGUUGUUCGCUGCAGCAACAAGCACCUGAGAUCUCUGCCAAAAGGCAUCCCAAAGAAUGUAACUGAACUGUACCUGGAUGGUAACCAGUUCAGUUCAGUUCCCACCAUACUCUACACUUUCAAACAUCUACAGCUGGUGGACAUGAGCAACAACAGGAUCAGUUCGUUGACCAACACGUCUUUCAUCAACAUGAGUCAGCUGACUACCCUGAUUCUCAGUUACAAUUCCUUACGAUGUAUCCCUGUCUCAGCGUUCCAGGGUCUUCGCUCUCUCCGGCUCCUGUCACUACAUGGGAAUGACAUCUCUACACUUCCAAAGGGAAUCUUUGCUGAUGUGGCCUCUUUAUCACAUCUUGCCAUUGGAGCUAACCCCCUCUACUGUGAUUGCAAUCUUCUCUGGCUUUCAGACUGGGUCAAAACUGGGUAUAAAGAGCCUGGCAUUGCCCGCUGUGCUGGACCAGGAGACAUGGAGGGCAAGCUCCUCUUAACCACUCCAGCCAAGAGAUUCCAGUGUCACGGUAAGGAGGCUGCUUUUCCUCUCAGUGCACCUGGAGGUCCACCUGAACUCAGCAUCUUGGCAAAGUGUAACCCCUGUGUGUCGAACCCGUGUGAGAACCAAGGAACCUGCCAAGACGAUCACUCGGAUUAUUACAAAUGCAGCUGCCCGUAUGGCUAUAAGGGCAGGCACUGUGAGACUCCGAUCAGUGCCUGUAUCAGUCAUCCUUGUGAGAAUGGAGGGACAUGCCAUGUGAAGGAGGGAGACUCUCAGUCAUUCUGGUGUACCUGCCCAGACGGUUUCCAGGGGAACACCUGUGCUACCAAUAUUGAUGACUGUGAAGAAAACGCUUGUAGAAAUGGUGCUACCUGUUUGGAUGGAAUCAGUAACUACACCUGCCUGUGUCCCCCACAUCACACAGGUGUGACCCUGUUCUCUGUCUCUAUAGGUGAUCUGUGUGAGGAGGUGGUUGAUCAUUGCUCACCUGAGUUAAACCCGUGCCAGCAAGACUCCAAAUGUGCAGUUACUGCCAAGGGGCUCAAGUAA